AUGAAGCAAGUGUGCAUUCUUCUAGCGGUGCUGCUCUGCACGGCAGCCGUCGCGGACGCCAUCGUUUAUGUUUACGCUCCAACGUGUGCGAGAUGUAAAAGCAUCGGAGCGCGGUACUGUGGUUAUGGGUAUCUCAACCGGAAAGGAGUCUCGUGUGACGGACAGACUACCAUCAAUAGCUGUGCGGACUGCAAACGAAGAUUCGGUCGCUGUUCGGACUCGUUCAUUACGGAGUGCUUCAUGUGA
Messenger RNA from Anopheles marshallii, 246 nucleotides. RefSeq lists its product as uncharacterized. Bases 1 to 246 code for a protein of 81 amino acids. Lineage: Eukaryota; Metazoa; Arthropoda; Insecta; Diptera; Culicidae. The record is from RefSeq and is a predicted model, not a curated record. The transcript has 3 exons.